ACUUGUUCGACUCUGCCUCCGCCCAGCGCUUCUCACCGACGCAGAACACAGAUGACAACGAAACAAUUGAUUUACUUCUAACUUAACACAUUUAAGCGUAACCCAAAGCUAUUAGAUUUACACAAUUACAAAGAAAAAAUGUUCCGAAUCAAGGAGCCGUUUGAAAGCGAAAAGCUCCAACUACAGGAGCUCAACCAAAGACUCAGCCACUACCUAAUGCGCGCAAAACAGUUGGAACAAGAAAAUGCCUGCUUGAUAAGCGAAAUAAAUUCAGUCAGACAAACCAGAUCUGGAGAAUGGGAAAACAAACACAUGUCCGAACUUCGGGAAAUGAGGAGACUGGUGGAGCGUUUAUCUUUCGAGAAAUGCAGAGCAGAGAUGGAACGACAGAAGCUGCGCGAUGAAUUCCAGAUGCUUCAAGCGAUGCGUUCAGAGGAAGCUUCGGUGGGCAAAGGCAUCGACACUGAGCUUAAAGGCUGCGAGAGGCAGCUCCAUCAUGCUCUUCAGACCAACGGUGGUUUGGAAGAUCGCCUUUUUGAGCUUGAAAACGAAUAUAAGUUUUUGGAAGAUGCCCACAGAAAGGAAAUCGCCCAGAUGAGGGACCAGGUGCACUCCCGAACUGUACGCGUUGUGACUCAAAUGCAUCACGCACCUCCAGCAGUUACGAUGGAAGAGGUGCAGGAGUAUGCGGCCAACUUCAAUGAAAGCUGGCAGGGGACUUUGGACAUGUACCGCCUGAGGGUAGAGGAAAUCGAAGAGUCUAUAAAAGCAGACCACGCGAGGCUGGAGGACAUUCAGAGGGAAAAGAGAGAAUAUGCUUCACAGUUAAAGAGGCUGCGUGACGAAAUUGAGAAACAAACUCAAGUGCAGCUGAACCUUGAGGAGCAGCUCGUGAACAUGCAAGACAAUUUCAGAGCUGAAAUCAGUCAGUAUCAGGAUAUUAUUGAGGAAUUGGAGUAUGAGCGCAGAAUGUUGUCCAACACCAUCUCAGAGAGGCUGAAGGACCAUCAGGAUCUCUUACAGGUCAAGAUGGGUCUCGCUUUGGAAGUGGCAGCAUACAGGGCACUCUUGGAAGAAGAAGGAAGACAUGCUCAAAUGUGGUCUAAUCAGCAUUCAAGAGAAAGAAUAAUAGAUAUAAAAAUGCCAUCCCAUCCUUACACCCCAAGAGUCUCCGUCAAUUCAGCAAGUCGGCCAGAUACAAGGAAAAAAGCCUUCACAGGAUAUGAUGUUAAAUAUAUGGAGCCUAUUUCCAGCGUGAGAACCUCAUCUACAUCAAGUCAGUUUCAUUCUCACGAACCCUCCAGGAUCGUGCCUAUCAGUGUAUCAAAUCGUGCCCAGCAAAGUCCUGCUUCAAGAAGGGACAUGAUUUCAUUCACCAAAGCAGCACAGGCAGCGGCUUCCAGUUCCCCAAAACCUGGAGUCUCUUCUGUUGAGAUAAAGAGAGAGGAGACAGAUCAGAGAAGUAUGAGAGAGGAGGUUUCACAGCACUCUUCAAAGGGCUCACUUGAUCACACCCCCUAUAGAAUCGAAAGUAUAUCAAGCUCUACAGCCUCAAAAAUAGAGAAACCAAAGCCAGCGAAUGUGAUAUCACCUCUUGCGAGUUUGAGCAAGACCGCCACCGAAGAAAGCAGACAGAAAGACGUUGAACCAAAAGAAAAUAGAAUGGAUGCCAAACAAGAUGAAGAAAAACCCAAGGCAACAAAUAAAGAAGAAAGAGGGGAUGUGAAAGAAUCAAUAGCUAAAGAUGAGAGAGAGUCUGAAAAUGUAGAACAUAAGGUGUUUGUAAGUGAGGAAAAGGUACUAGAUGCAGUUUCUAUGGAGGAAAUAAUUCAGCAGGUCAUGAAACCAGCUGGUUUAGAUACAUACUCAUCCCCCGACUCAAAAGUCACAUAUCAUGUGGAGAAAUCAGAGCAAGAGGAUGGAUCCACCAAGACUCAGAUUAUUUUACAAUCUAAAGUUGAGGAGGAGCUGGAUCUGUCUGAAGAUUAUGCUCUGGAGGAACUUCUCAGCAAGGGAGUCAAGAAAGUCACCCUGGAGAACAUCAAAGGAACCCCAACAGGAAACAUGAUCGAGAACCUGCUGAGUCUUAGCCUACAAGGUGAGAGUUUGGGAAAAAGGUCAGUGAAUGUGGAGAUAAUCGAGGAACCUGUGGAGUCUCAGAGUGAUGAGGAGGGUGAAAUUGAAAUAGAGGAGACAGUGGAGAUUAAGUCUAAACAACCAAACAUCAGUCCCUCAUCGAUGUUCUUCCAAAUCGAGGAGCCAGAGAGUGACCCUAAGACCAUGAAACCCUACGAGAGUGGUUCUGCUGAAGCCUCACAUUAUGGAAACAGUGGUUCUGUGCAGGUUCAGGAAGUUACCAGGGAUGAAAGCUUACCAUACUUCACGCAUGGCCAAGAGUCACAAGAAUACUUCGUCUCCACUCCUGAAGACAAUAUGUCUGAGUCGGAGGAGGGUGGAAGGUUUAUGUCUUAUAGCCAUUAUGGAGUUAUGGAUGAUCUGUCUGAUGAACGAUAUUACCAGGAAGAUGACCCCAAAUGGCCCACUGCUGAAGGUCACAGGUACAGAGAUUCACCCGAAUAUGGUGACCACUCGUUUUUGAGAGACGACAUCCAAGACUGCAUAAUUGAAGAGGAGGUGCACGUCUCUCCCACACUGCAACAGUCCAUAGUAGGGAUCCUGAGGGAGGAGUCUCUAGACCCCGAACAGCAGCUCAGAGGAGCAUUAGAGCAAAUCCAAGAUACUGUAUCUGGAGCCCUCAAGGAAGAACUUGCAUUUUUUACAAAAGGUAGAGAGACUCCAGAAAAUGUCUCCGUUGACAUCAAAAAAGUGGAACAAGUUACAGACAGCGGAACCAUGACCAUUGUGGCAGAGCUUAAUGUGUCCCAGACGUUGGAGGAUUCUGGGCUGCUGGAAGGAGAUGAUCCAUCUGAAGAGCAAAUAAUGGCAGCGCUGAGCUCAACCCACCCAACGCUCCAGCAGGCCCUUGGUGGUGGAGCUGGUGUAGGAUACACCAUGAAAGUUUCUCAAGAGGAGUUUCGAAUGGAGGGAAUGCCAUGGAUGACCAGCGACGAAGAGAUCCGACAAUGGAGCUCAACCGAUGAGGUCGGCAAGACGGAAAAACAUAUCAAGCUAGGCCCUAGUGAGAAAUCCUUCACUUUUCAGAUGGAUGUGAACAACGGCUCCUCUGCAUCAGCAAGCGGAGGAGCCGUUAUAGAGCAAAGAAGCGGCAGUGCUACUGAGUUCUCACAGACCCAGAUGAUUGACCCCCACUUGAAGGUCUGUCAUGAGAAAAGAAUCGCAACUGUUUAUCUUGAAAGCCCCAAAGAUGAGUGAUAUCAUGAAAUAACAUUCAAAUUACACAUUAUAGCUCAAAAUAUCAUGUCAACCACAUAAUUCAUUAUGAAUUUAACAACAACAACAACAACAAAAAAAAAUCUGGUGUUGUAAACCAGAAUUAAAAAUUCAUGGUCCAUCAUGACCGGUCCAUUACAUACUAAAAAUGUUACUGAUCGCAAUUUUUUGAACAGCACUGUAUCUGACAUAGCUAAAGUGUUAACAAAGCUAAAGCUAAUCACUUACAUACUUGCAUUGCUUUGUUUAUAUUGAGUAUAUAUAUACAGCCAAGACAUUUUAUUUCAUUUUCACUUUAUAGUACAGCUUUAACUAAGCACAGAAAAAGUGAAAAACAUUAUUUUCUUUCCGUUUCAAUUUUCAGUAGCAAUCCUCUUAAAAAUUACACUGAUGACUAUAUAAAAACACACACUUUGUUACAGCACCGUACUGUGCUUCUAGUUUCCAUAGCAAGUUUGGCAUGUUUUACAUCUUUUAUGAAAUAUGUUAAACAGAGAAUGAACAGAUGGACAUUGUAGAUUAGUGCUCGCUUUAAUUGGCCAUAUAUUUGUGAGCUAUUCAAAACUUUAUUCAUAAUAUCACAAAUAUUUGUUAUAUUUUUGGUUUAUAUAGUGUGGUCUACAUUUGGCCACUGUCACUGUCUAGUUCUGAAGGUGAGAAGCACUAGACUGUCCUUCCUGUAUCCCAGAGAUCUCUUAAUCCUUAAAUGACAUUAGACCAGCAAGCACUAAUCUAGCAAUCCUGCUCUUCCAGGACGACACAUUUUUCAUUACUCUAGUACUGUACAGAGACAGUGAGAGAGGGAGGAGUGUGAUCGUAGAAAUCUCACAUUAAAAAUAAGUGCAAGGCAGCUUACACAGAAGUGUGUAAGUGCUUCCAGAAUAGCUAUUCGGUGCUAUUAAGUCUGUCACAACCUAUUACGUAGAAUGAGGAUUCAGCUCCACUGAAUGAGAGUCUAUUUUAGGGUUCCAUUGACACCUCAAGGUAAAGUAGUGUAACAGCAUUUGUCUGAAGAUUUAAAGUGUGUUUUCCUCUAUUUUUUCUAUUUAUCUUUUAACAGAUAUCAGCAUAUUCAUGUUAAUGUCACCAGAUGCUGCAAUGGUGACAAUCCUGUGCCUAUUAACUGUUGGGGGUAAAAAAAAGUGUAAUCUAAACAAUGAAGCAUGUAACAUUUCAACUUCAUUUAAUGAUUUAACAUAUAAUUUUCAAGUAGCUUUUCAUGUCUGUAUUAUCAUAAACUAUCAAAGAUCUAGAAAUGAGAUCCUCAAUAUAAUAUGUUAACACAGUGAUCCCAGGGGUUCUUAAACAAGUUUGAAUUAAUUUGAUUUGACUUUAUUAAACUUUAAUAACCAAUGGUGCUUAAUCUCAUUUAAUAUGUAUGAGUUUUUACAUUUGUUUUUAAUGAGAAUAUAAGUGUCACUCACAAUAUGACUUUUCACAUUUAAGUGACUUAAAUGAUAUCCAGUAUAAUACAAGCUGAAAAAAACCCAUUUCUGGUUUGUGUUGAUGAAGGGGUAUUUGAGUCUUACUCAUUACACAACAUAAAGGUUGGGAAACACUGUGUUAACAGAUACACAAGUUAUUAAGGAUCAUUAUUAACCAUUUCCAAUCAUUUAUCUGCAUACCUUAAGAUGGUGUUUCAGGACCUGCCGAUCUUUGUUUAAAUCUAUGCAUAGAGUUUUAUGAUUCAGCCAUCACUGUGUGAAACCUCAUUUUGUGCAUCUACAGAUUUACAGUUUGCUAAACAUGAUUUACUACCAUAGCAAAGAUUGGUUUGGGCUGGCAGAUUACAGAUGUAUUUUUGCAAAAUGAAAAUUCACAAAAGGGGUUUUUUGUGUGCUGUUUUACUCUUAAAAAAGACUAGUCUGCUUACUGUCUGGACACUGGUUUACAUGCAAACACAAUAAACAAACCCCUACAGAGUU
This is a messenger RNA of Megalobrama amblycephala (Wuchang bream), 5276 nucleotides long. It is a transcript of the gene synm, whose product is annotated as synemin, intermediate filament protein. Bases 139 to 3333 code for a protein of 1064 amino acids. Gene Ontology annotation, biological process: intermediate filament cytoskeleton organization; fast-twitch skeletal muscle fiber contraction. The record is from RefSeq and is a predicted model, not a curated record. Gene Ontology annotation, molecular function: vinculin binding; intermediate filament binding; structural constituent of cytoskeleton. Gene Ontology annotation, cellular component: neurofilament cytoskeleton; costamere; intermediate filament. NCBI's taxonomy places the organism in Eukaryota, Metazoa, Chordata, Actinopteri, Cypriniformes, Xenocyprididae. The transcript is spliced from 4 exons.